UCUUUACUCGGCCGAGUCCACCCAUCAGUACUCAGCACCACUCAUGUGGUGCAACAAUUAUAUCCAUCAGCCCAUAGGGAUUGCUAGAUCCUGAAAACAUGAUUUAGACAAACAUCAACUACGCAUCAUCUGAUCUCCUCUUUACAUCAAUUAUCGUCCAACAUAUACCACAAGCUUCCACUUUCUGCCGCCAUGUUUCCCAUCAGCGCGGCGGCCAUGCCUGCCGUCCCAACCAGAAAAGCUCUCAUAGUGGUCGACCUCCAAAACGACUUUGUGUCUUCUGACGGUGCCUUGCCCGUGACCGAACCAGACGGUUUCGUCCAUCGCAUUCUUGAACUGGUCAAGGUCUUUCGCGAUUCCGGUGCUGGCGAUGUUGUAUGGGUUCGAAGCGAGUUCGAACAACAUCGCGCCCUGGCUACCGAGGGAGACACCAUUAUAGCAUCCGAUAUACCACCAAUACGCCCUUCUAGACUACCAGCUAGAGGAAGGCGUGCCAACUCCAAAGAGCACGACGAAAAGCUCAUGGAAGCUGACGAGGAGGCGUUUUUUACCGUUGUUGACGGCCUUGACAAACCGGCCUGCGUCCGGAAGGGCACACCAGGAGCCGAUUUUCCGCCCAACAUUCAGGACUCCAUCAUGCGUGGUCGCGACUUCGUAACCACCAAAUCGCACUACAGCGCAUUCCCUCCGGGCCAAUCGCAACUGGUUCAACAGCUGAGAAUGCGAUUUGUGACGGACAUGUACGUGUGUGGUUCCCUUACCAAUGUGGGCGUCUUUGCGACCGCCCUGGAAGCUGGAAAACAUGCCUACGACAUCACAAUCGUGGAGGAUUGUUGCGGCUACCGGUCAUACCUGCGACACGUCAAUGCCAUCCGGCAACUAGAGAAGCUCACGGGUUGCGAUCUCCUGGACUCCCCAGCCCUCAUUGAAAAGUUACAGCGUGCUCAGCCCAAAAAUUUGGCGAAACCUGGGCAUGGGACAAAGCCAUCGAGCGGAAGCCGGGAUAUCACGAAGCCCGGAAAGGCAAAAGAAACCAAACAGGACAGAAAUAAAAAGGCUUCUACAAGUCAAUCUACGGGCCUUUCACCAACAAUGGCCAAGGUGUCAAUAGACCCCAGCAAUAUUCCCUCGAUCGAACCACCUGUUCCAUCGCAGAGGACCACAAAAUCAGGCAGAUCUACCACGCCACAACAACGCCAAGCCCCCAGUAACGCUAAUGUACCUCUUACACAGCCCAUGGUAACCCGUGGAGACCUGUCGAAUCGUUUGUCCCACGAUCUUGCGCCCUUGGAAUCUGCUUCAGAGGUUGAAAUUGACAACAUUGAGUCAGAGUUCUUAUCCAUCAUGCGUCGAAACGUAGGACGAGUUAGCCAAUCGCCAUCUGGUUCCUCAAGCGUACUCGGCACGGAAGUAAUUGAUGGUCCCAGCCUCUCACCAUCUUCACAGGAUACAAGAGUAGCCGUUAAGCCACAAUCUCGACGUGACAAACCCUCAAAGAGAUCAUUCUCAAGCUCAUCAUCCCAAGUCCAGAGCAACAACAAAGAUUGGAACUCGGCCGAAGCGCAGGAACCAAUCAAGGAUACCCCUCCAAACCUGGCAACACCAAACCAGCCAGAUCCCAACAGCCCACAGUCGCCUACCGAUUCUCCAGAAACUCGAACAAAGACGUCAUCAAACACCAUGGAAGAUCAUCAGAAGUCUGCCGUUUCUGAACCCCUCUGUGAGGGAGACACUACUGUCAUCACCAAUGCCCUCUCGCCUGAUCUCACCGCCGGUGCCUUUGAGCGCCUUCUGGAAGAAGUCAGCUGGGCCGGCAUGUCUCACUUGGGCGGUGAAGUUCCACGACGCAUCGCCGUCCAGGGCGCCAUCGACGACGAAGGAAACAUGCCAGUAUACCGACAUCCAGCAGACGAGUCCCCACCACUCCUCCCCUUCUCUUCCACCGUUCUUGCCAUCAAGAACGAGAUCGAGAAGCACCUCGGCCAUCCACUCAACCACGUCCUAAUCCAGCACUACCGCAACAGCAGCGAUUACAUCAGCGAGCACAGCGACAAGACCUUGGACAUUGUCCGCGGCAGUUACAUCGCCAAUGUCAGUCUCGGCGCCGAACGAACCAUGGUCCUCCGCACCAAGCGACCACCCAAGGACAAGGAAAAGAAAGAUGCAGCAACGGCUGCGACCGAAACCCCUUCAACUCCCACAACAUCAGCAGCAGAAAAGGCCAAACGCCAAAUACAGCGCGCCCCCCUCCCGCACAACUCCCUCCUCCGCAUGGGCUUGCAAACCAACAUGCGCUGGCUACACGCCAUUCGUCCCGACAAGCGCUCCGACCGUGAUAAGUCCUCUUCCGAACUGGCCUACUCCGGCGCGCGCAUCAGCCUGACCUUCCGACAGAUCGGCACCUUCCUCAACUCUUCUCAAACCAAGAUCUGGGGACAGGGCGCCGUCGGAAAAACCAAGGACGAAGCUCAGCCGGUGGUGAACGGCCAAACAGACGAUGCGGUUAGGAUGCUGCAGGCGUUUGGGCACGAGAACCAUGCCUCGGAGUUUGAUUGGGAGAAGAACUAUGGAGGGGGGUUCAAUGUUUUGCAUAUGGGCAGCCCGAAGAGGUUCUUUGCUGGCAGCGUCAAGGGGAGGAUGUGCACGGUGGAGAAUACGAGGGUGGCGCUGGCGUUGGCGGAUAUGGGGAUUGGUGUGGCUAGGGGGGCUAUUGACGCUUCUGGCUCUGGUGGUUCGGGUGACGGUGCCGGUGAAGGAGACUGGAAGGAGGAACAGCCUGAAGGAAGGAAGGCCAGGGUCGGAGUCAAGUUCGUGGAUAAUGAUUCAGCGCGGACGGAGGUGAUCGGGGACGUGAGUAUUCUGAGGUAUUUGGAUGCCGUGUACGGGGCGGGAAGGAGGUACGAUCAGAUGACCCCAGCCCAGGUGGCAAAGAGGUUUGCGAGGCUGGAGGAGGCGGACGACUUGUGGACGGCUUGGAACUGGCUGCUUAAUCGGUCGGACAGGAACAUGGAUUGCAAACCAGAAGAGAUUGAUGAGAAGGCCGCUACUUCUCGGGCGGAGAAAAUGUUAAAUGCGCUCGGGGAGAAGGCGUUAUGGGAGGAAUAUGCGCAGGAGGCAUAUGCUGUUGCGGCGACGGGGACUACGACAACCAGCGCCAACAGCAAAGCAGUUACGCCGGAAGCAUCUGAAGAGCAGCAUCAACAACCACAAGCAGACGAUUCGAGGGACCAAGACAAGCAACCAGACACAACCAGCCAACUGACACCCUUCUACAUCUGCGGCGGCGACGUUCCCUCACCAGUCGACUACGCCCUCUGGCCCGUUCUGCAUGAAGUAGUCACCAGCGUUGGCGGUGACGAAGAGGUACUCCAUAUCGGGGAGGGAUACCUUACCAAGUACUACAGGGCUUUCAAGCAGAGGAGUGCUGUUGCAAAGGUACUUGGUGGUCCUGCCUCUGGUGAUGGUGCCGAAAAGGAUGGUGGUGCUGCUAGUGGGGAGAAGGAUUCGGCUGCUGCUUCUGCUAAUGUCUCUGAAAAGUCAGAGGCAAAGGAAGAGGCAAAGGAGGCUGAUGUUGAUGAUGCUGGGGCUUGGAAGAAGAUACCUCGGCCGGCCGAAGAAGAGAAAACUAGCACAAGUGUCUCUAGGGAGAAGGAGAAGGAAACGGCUCCUGGCAAGGUGAGCGAAGGCGAGGGGGGGAAUGCCGCUGGGAAGAGCAAUACUGUUGUUGUUGUUAAGGAUAACGGGGAUGAUACCAAUGAGGAAAAGGACAAAUACGACGAGGAGGCAAGGAUGAUUCCUGAUCCUAAGAAAGAUCACGGGAAGGAUAAGUAGAGAGUUCCGUAGUCGAAAGGGAAGUCUGAGCAGAUAGGCAGAUUGGGAAUAUGAGAAGAUGGUAGGUAGAAGAACGGACUGAGAUGUUUGGAUGAUAUACCCAUCUUGACGAUAUUCGAAAAAAAAAAAAAAAAAAAAAAGAGUUUAUACCCAAUCAGUUUUGUGCUGUUGCAGUGUUCAUUAGAG
Molecule: messenger RNA, 4017 nt
Organism: Neurospora tetraspora
Lineage: Eukaryota; Fungi; Ascomycota; Sordariomycetes; Sordariales; Sordariaceae
Exons: 2
Coding region: 193-3831 (1212 amino acids)
Biological process (GO): DNA alkylation repair; DNA repair
Cellular component (GO): nucleus
Molecular function (GO): dioxygenase activity
Source: RefSeq, a predicted model, not a curated record